GGAGGGAUGAUGGAUGAUCCGAGGAACCCUCAGCUCAGCUUGAGCUUGAGCUUCUCACAGUCACGGUGCGGUGAAAAUUCUAACCUAGAAAACAACUAGUAUUUUAACAUGGUCUUGUGUAAAUAGUUCUAUAUUUUUCUCAAAAUGGUGAUCGCUAUUGGAUUUGAAGGAAGUGCAAACAAGCUUGGCAUUGGAAUUGUAAAAGAUGGUGAAGUACUCUCAAAUCCACGGCGCACCUACAUAACUCCGCCUGGAGAAGGGUUCUUGCCCAGAGAAACAGCCCAACACCACCGAGCCAAAGUGUUUGAGGUGUUAGAGGAAGCUUUAAAAGACGCCGGUGUUAAGCCUGAGGACAUCGAUGUCGUUUGCUACACAAAGGGACCAGGGAUGGGAGCACCGCUGGUGUCUGUGGCUGUGGUGGCGCGAACAGUGGCACAACUCUGGAAUAAACCAAUCGUCGGUGUCAACCACUGUAUUGGUCAUAUAGAGAUGGGUCGUCUGGUAACUAAGAGUAACAACCCUACUGUGCUCUACGUCAGCGGAGGCAACACACAAGUCAUAGCUUAUGCAAGACGGAGGUAUCGAAUCUUUGGGGAAACUAUCGACAUUGCGGUCGGUAACUGCCUUGACAGGUUCGCCAGAGUGAUCCAGCUAUCCAAUGACCCGAGUCCAGGCUAUAACAUAGAACAGCUGGCCAAGAAGGGUAAGAAGUAUCUUCCUCUACCUUAUGUUGUGAAGGGGAUGGACGUAUCAUUCUCUGGUAUUCUGUCAUUCAUUGAGGAACGAGCUGCGAAACUCAUCGAGAGUGGCGAAUACACUCCGGAAGAUCUCUGUUUUUCUCUGCAAGAAACCGUUUUUGCAAUGCUGGUUGAAACCACCGAGAGGGCGAUGGCACACACAGGAUCACAGGAAGUGUUGCUAGUCGGAGGUGUCGGGUGUAACCUGAGACUGCAGGAGAUGAUGGGAGUGAUGUGUGACGAGCGAGGUGCCAAGCUGUACGCCACAGAUGAGCGGUUCUGUAUAGACAACGGGGCCAUGAUAGCUGUGGCGGGGGCGUUGUUGUUCACCACUGCGGGGCCUACUCAGUGGGACCAGACCACGAUCACUCAGAGAUUCAGGACGGACGAAGUAGAAGUUACAUGGAGAGAUGACUAAGAUGAAGAUUUUAUUUGUAAAAUAUAACAAUUUUUU
Molecule: messenger RNA, 1191 nt
Organism: Macrosteles quadrilineatus (aster leafhopper)
Lineage: Eukaryota; Metazoa; Arthropoda; Insecta; Hemiptera; Cicadellidae
Product: tRNA N6-adenosine threonylcarbamoyltransferase-like
Exons: 6
Coding region: 145-1155 (336 amino acids)
Biological process (GO): tRNA threonylcarbamoyladenosine modification
Cellular component (GO): EKC/KEOPS complex; cytoplasm
Source: RefSeq, a predicted model, not a curated record